This is a messenger RNA of Melampsora larici-populina 98AG31, 816 nucleotides long. RefSeq lists its product as uncharacterized. Bases 1 to 816 code for a protein of 271 amino acids. The transcript is spliced from 9 exons. The record is from RefSeq and is a predicted model, not a curated record. NCBI's taxonomy places the organism in Eukaryota, Fungi, Basidiomycota, Pucciniomycetes, Pucciniales, Melampsoraceae.
AUGCUGUUUGAAGAAUUGGAGCAACAGCUCCUCUUCAACUCAUUAGGUGGUAUGUUGGCUGGAGGCAUGACAGCAUCUUGGAUCGCCGGAAUGGCCAUCGUUGAAGGACUUCGAGCUGUUCAAGACCUAUGGCUAUAUCCGUCUAUCGCCUUUAAGACGUACAUUACGGGCCUUGUGGCACUCUCCAUGGGCAUCACAGGACUAUUUGGAGUAACUCUUUACCACCAUUUAAUUAAGUUUUUCGGCGACUAUGAUAGCGUAGAUCGCAUAUAUCCUCUUCUGAGGUAUCACUUUGUGUUAUGUCGGGUAUGUGUGGUACUUAACCACAUGCAAUUUUCGUAUGGUGCAUUCAAGGUCAUCAGUCGCAUGCGUGGUCUAUAUCUCCCAUUGAUCCUUAUGAUAGUCGUGGGAGUUCUCGUCCUGGGUAGUGGACUAGCCUCCGGUAUCGCAGUGUACAACUUUUUCCAGCAGACAAGCUACUCUGUUGUGCAAACCAAGCUGGGAAUUUGGCAAGCGAUGUUUUUCAUGGAGUUUGCAUGUCACUUGGGUCUGACGGCAAUGAGGGCGGUUUAUAUGUACAAGGCAAAUGAUAUCAAAGCCGUCAUCACUCAUGCAGGACAUCCCAUCCGAUACGUUGCGGACAUAUGUUUGCUAGUCGCUCGGACGCCAACCUACAAUACUAUCUUCGCCUUGAUCACCAUGUGCGUGCUUGAUGGUGGCACAUUUGGCACACGAUAUUUCCUGGUCUUUGGUGGUUCUCAGUUGGCUUUAGUGGCUAUGGUGAGCCUGAAACAGGUUACCGAGAAUUCAUUAUGA